UAGGGAAUUCAUAGCCUCUUAGGUUUCAAUUUUAAGACCCUGACAGCCUUUAUAUUAUUUUGUUAGAUGAACUCAAGCCAUUGAAACAGAUCACCACACCAUCUCAGCUUCACCCUUGUUGAGAUUGCGCUGUUUGGAUUGGUGACAUGGGCAAUGAGAUGGGCAACCAGAAUGUAUCUAGAAUGCAAGAACAAGAUAGCACCAAGCUUGAAGCUUCAAAAGAAUCUGUGGAAGUAUCAGUAGCUUCAAUUAAUGCAAACUGUGUAGAAGAUGCAAACCAACAAGUUUUUACUCCUAAAGAGGACUUCCAUGAAUAUAACACAGGCUUUGCUUCUGGGGACUCAUCCAGAACAGGUGAUCCUAAACAAACAAUCAAUGGAGGAGAGCAAGACAAAACUGAAGCUCAAGCUCCUGAGGGAUCUUUAAUAGUUCCAAUAGGUUCAAAUAAUCACAAUGGCAUGGGUGAUGGAAUGCAGUUAGUUUCAUCCAUCGAUGAUGAAAAAUUUCAUCAGCAAACAGGUUCACCUUCUAAGGAGAAUUUUCCCACGACAAUGGACAACCAAAUUCAGAUACAGGCAUCAAGUGCAACAGAAGGAGAAGAGACAAGGACUGUGUCUCUGGAUACAAAAUCUAUGAUCUGUCCCCCCAGAACUAUGGAGUUGGAGACCAUAAAGUCUGAAAAACAUGAAUCCUCCAUACCUCACACUGAAUUAUCAGUUUCAUCAUCUGAAGAUCAGAAGACUAAUGAGCACACAAGUUCUUCAGAGGACAACUCAAGAAGAACAAAUGAGAGCCAGACUCAGAGUCAGGCAUCAAUUGGAGGAGAAGGAGAAGAGACAGGGAGUCCAUCACUGGAUUCAACAUCCAUGGUCCCUAACCCCCAAUCUGUGGAAUCAGAAACCUUUACCAAUCAACAUAAGUCCACAAUAUUUCAUGCUGAAUCAUCAGUUCCAUCAUUAGAAACUGGGAAUUCUAAUGAGCAUACAGGUUCAGCUUCUGAAGACAACUCAACCAGCACAAAUGACAACCAGGUUAAGAAACAGGCAUCAAUUGGGGGAGAGUGGGAAGAGGCAAGGACUUCAUCUCUUGAUACAAAAUCCAGAGUCCACAACCCUGAUUCUAUGGUAGUAGAAAAUCUGAAGUCUCAUCAUCAGGAGUCCACUGAAGUUCACACCGAAGUAUUUGUGGAAGCCAGCAGCAAAUCAGUGGGAAGCAGCGGGGACGUUCUCAUAUCAAGCAGACCUCAAGAUUCUGAAGAGAAAGGACAAAGGCUAGUGGAUGAUAUUACGCACAUUCUAGGUGAGAGUUAUAUAUCCCAUUCCUACACAGAAGUAGAAAUUAUGGGGGAAGAUGUGCCAAUGGAAAACAUGGAAUCUCAAGACAAGAAGGUGGGAGUCAUUAGCAAUAUCAAUGAGAUGAAAUCCGAUAUCAUAAAUGGAAUUGAAGUCGGGAGACCUAUAAAUGGAAUUGAAUUUGAGAACAGAGUGAAUGAAGAACAAGAAUCGACCUUGUUGAAUGCUCUUGGGAGUCAUGUAGUUCUGAGCAACAACAGAAUUAUGAAAGAGAAUGGAUCAGAAAGUGAACAGAAAAGGUACGAUUCUAACACAACUUUUCUUUCUGAUGGAUUGGUGGAAGAAUCAAAUGCAAAUGAGAUCAAUAUUUGUCAAAGUGAGUUUGUGGCAGUUGGCUCUGAUCAUGAAGAAGAGAGAAAGGGAAGUGAACUAUGUGAUUCAUACAAACCCAUUAUCCAGAGUGGUCUCCAAAUUGAUGAUGAAAAUGUUCCUCUGUAUAUGUUCAAACUCAACAUGCAGGAUAGCAACCAGAGCUUGGUUUCAGAGAUAUCCUGUAAAGAGCAUGAAGGAGAAACCAAGAUGGUUGUUAUGGACAUAAUUCCAACAGAAUCAAUUCUCACUGACAGCAACCAUGAAGAAGGGAAACUCCCAACAUUUUCCUCGUCUUCGAUGGAUCCAACAAAGAAUAAAUUUAUCAUAGGAGCAAUGGAGAAAACAGAAGACCCAGAUUUAAUAGGAAAGUAUCAAGAAGAAUGGGGAACCCAGUUGCACCCAAUUGAACCAGUGGAAAAUUUUCUCCGACCAAACCCUGUUUCUCUAGACAAGUCUCAAGUUCCCAAACAGGACACACUAAUAGGAACUGACAGAGUAGGUUCUAGAAAUGGGUCAACCAUAGUAUCAGAUCAAAACAGUUGUGAUCAGGUUGAUGUUAGAAAAACUUCUAACUUUGAUUCAACAAACUCAACUGUAGAAACUAUGGUAGCAGUGGAGAAUGAGAAGUCUGGGCAAGACCUCUCACAGCAUCUGGGCCUAGACCAGUCAUACUAUCAGGAAUUCAGUACAGUGGCACUUGUGCCAUCUGGUAUGUCUACUGAUGGCUCUCAGGGACAAGAAUCAACAUGUGAUCUAACCAACAAUGAAAUGAACCAAGACAACAUCAAAGGUAAGGUUGAUCUUGGACACAAGUCCAGCCUUGAACUAUACACUCCAAGGAAAGAAAGUGAAGCCCAAGAAAGUCGGUCAGAGAAAAAGUUUUUUGAAAAAGGUCUAGUUUCUUCAUUUGAAAAUUGUGUUUUUGACACUAAAGAAACUAGUUCAAUUGCAGAAGUUGAGCUCCAUGCUGAGAUUAGCAAACUGCCUAACCUCGAUUUUGAAUUCCCACCUGAAGCAACCCCAAUACCGUCUCCAGAAAAGACUGCAAAAGUUGAAGAGUUCAAAGUCCUGGAAAUCCAGUUAGAAGACAUCAAUUUCCAUGUUGAGGUUAGUAAACCUACAAGCUUUGAUUUUGAACUCCCAAUUGAAGAAAGGAUAGAAGAAUCCGGUCAAAGCCCAAUACUAUGUCAAGAAAGUGCUGCAAAAGGUGAAGUGUUUCAACUUAAAAACUGUGGUUUUGAUACCUUAACAAACAGAAUUGAUGUUAAUAUUGAGAACCCAGAUGCAGGAACUGAACUUUAUGAAGAGAUGUCAGCAGAAAAGCAUGUCAUUACAUUGGGAAGAACCAGUUCAGAGAAGUUGACUCCUCUUCUAGACUUCUUGAAAGAGGGAGAGAAGAAUGAGAACGAAUCAGGAAAGAAAAAUAAGGGUCCUAUGGCAAAUAAGUCAGCUACAUCAUCCAGAGUGAGAGAGAAGAGCAAACCUAAGUAUUCUCUCUUCUGCAACUGCAUGGGUUGUACAGAGGUGAUUCAAUAACCUUUCUGGUUUCAUAUUUAAAAAAUUUUAAUUCCUUUUCCAAGUGGUUUUAUAUCUGGGUGUCAAGGGUGUCUUGAUAAAGAGAGAAUGGUGGAUUUGUAGAUUAGACAGAAAAAAAGGGAGAAAAUUAUCUCUGUGGGUGUGAUCAGCCAUUAUUUCUGUAAUUUGUUGUAUUUAUUCAUUGUUGGCUUGAGAUAAGUCUAGUGGAAAGGAAUAUGGAGAGUGUGUUAUAA
Macadamia integrifolia is the source of this 3433-nucleotide messenger RNA. RefSeq lists its product as uncharacterized. NCBI's taxonomy places the organism in Eukaryota, Viridiplantae, Streptophyta, Magnoliopsida, Proteales, Proteaceae. The record is from RefSeq and is a predicted model, not a curated record. The transcript is spliced from 7 exons. Bases 147 to 3200 code for a protein of 1017 amino acids.